AUGAAGAAGUUGCUGGGCAACAUCAAAAAGAAAAGUGACAGUCCAGAACGAAAUGGCAGUUCACCAAUGGUGCUUCCACAAGGUGACUCGCCGGAAGCAGUGGUUGUUCGUGAAAUGACCGCCUUCUGCGAAUCUGGCGCACCCAACUCUCAAGGCGCAGGCGACGAGUAUCUCCAUCUGCCGGCCAUUGUCGAUGCCGCAGAAUCCAGUCCUACCGCCGCCAAAGAGGCCGCUGCUACCAUCCGACGAUUCCUCUCCAAGGAGAAUUACACCCGGGGCUACGCACAAUAUAAUGCGGUUAUGCUGGCCCGUAUCCUUACCGACAACCCUGGCCUCGUCUUCACGCAGAAUUUUGACACAAAAUUUGUACAGACCAUAAAAGAGCUGCUCCGAGAUGGCAGAGACAAGAGUGUACAACAGAUUUUGAGGGAGACACUUGACUACUUCGAGUUUGAGAAGGCACCUGGAAAUGAUACACUCGGUCCUUUGAUGGAAAUGUGGAGGAAAGAAAAGGGAAAGCGGAAUACCCUUCGUCCUUCGAAUUACCGUGUACCUCCUCCACCACCCGCAGGGCAAUACCAAUACCAACAGCAUGGCAAUCGUUACGGACGUGAAAACCUCCUUCCUCCCCCCGAAGAGCUGGCGGCACGCAUUGAAGAGGCGAAGACGACUGCUCGACUACUGGUUCAGACCGUUCAAUCAACACCGCAAUCCGAGCUACUCGCAAACGAUCUGGUCACGGAAUUCGGAGGUCGAGCGAGGAAUGCCCAGAAGAGCAUUCAGAAUAUCAUGAAUUGUCAAAACCCGGCACCCGAUCCAGAUACAAUGCUCACGCUGAUAGAGACGAAUGAUCAGCUCAACAUAGCCAUGUCUAAAUACCAGAGGGCCAUGCUCCAAGCACGAAAGUCGAGUGGCCUCGCAACGCCUAGUCCUCAUGCUGAGACUCCGCCCCCGCAGAAUUUUGCAGCAAUGCCACAGCACAGCCUAGGCCAAAACGUCUACAGCAGUGGCCCCUUACAUGAUAAUAGGCCAUACCCCACAUCCCCGCCUCGCCGUCAGAAUUCUAUCCCAAGUCCAGUGAGUCCGCCUCGGGAAGAAACACCGGAGCAAUUUGAGCCACCUCCAGGACCUCCUCCUGGAGCCCGUGGUGCAGUCAGAGCUCAACCUCAGGCGACUGAGCAUGACUAUGCUGAUGCAUACUCUGCUCCCGAGCAAGCUCCUCCAAUUCCACAACGGAUGCGCCCACAAUCACAAUCAUAUGCCUACGGCGUACCCGAGAAUCCAUUUACAGACGACGCAGACGAACAGCCGGGGGCUCAGAAGCAGUCCAGUGGCGGCUUGAUCGAUUUCAGUGAAGAUUCGCCGUCAACUCUGCCGCAACAAGCACCCGGAAAUCAAUUUUCGAACGAGUCCUCGAGCGCGCAACCAAGACCCGGGCCAUACAAUAUAGAUUACGAGCCAACACAGAGUUACAUGGCUAGGCAGGACUCUUCAGCGGCACAUCUUACCAUGCAUGGUGGUUCCCCCCCUCAUAGUGCUGGGGGUCCGACAAAGACCAAUGGAGCGCAUGGAAGUAACCCUGUGAGUCCAGUAGACGAACCAGAGACGGUUGGACGACGAAUGAAUGAUAUGCGGAUUUGA
This is a messenger RNA of Exophiala oligosperma, 1641 nucleotides long. RefSeq lists its product as uncharacterized. Gene Ontology annotation, molecular function: phosphatidylinositol binding; ubiquitin binding. Bases 1 to 1641 code for a protein of 546 amino acids. The transcript has 4 exons. Lineage: Eukaryota; Fungi; Ascomycota; Eurotiomycetes; Chaetothyriales; Herpotrichiellaceae. The record is from RefSeq and is a predicted model, not a curated record.